This is a messenger RNA of Aspergillus japonicus CBS 114.51, 680 nucleotides long. RefSeq lists its product as uncharacterized. The record is from RefSeq and is a predicted model, not a curated record. The transcript is spliced from 2 exons. Bases 176 to 439 code for a protein of 87 amino acids. NCBI's taxonomy places the organism in Eukaryota, Fungi, Ascomycota, Eurotiomycetes, Eurotiales, Aspergillaceae.
GAAUUUGCCUACCCCUCCAUUUUUAUUGACCUGCUGCAAAUCUUCACAAAAGAUGAAACCCAGGUGGUAGCCCUGGAAAAGUACGAAAUUAUGAGCUUAUAACAAGAAAAAACACUUAACAAGUUAUCUCAAACGAAAAUUUAUCACGACUUCUUCCCAAGCACGGCUUCCUGAUAUGACCACCGAAAAAGUCCUGGUCGAGCGAUGGAAACCUCUCCCAGUUGACUCAAGUUACUUUGAUGACUGUAUUCUCCACCCUAUCAACUACAUCGCUCAGGAGAAUUACGAGCGGAAAUUAUAUUGCUUCGACUGUGAGGAGAUAAUAUUUCACGAUGAGAACGGGGCCACGAUAUGGACAACCACAGGUAGCGGAUUUAUGGACGGUCUACCAAAGCAGGUCUCAGUCAUGAUCAAGAGAGGGAAACAACGGUUGGCAUGACACAAUUAGCCAUCAAAUGCAUAAAGCUUGGUAGCCAUGAAUAUCCCAUGGGACCACCCGACACGUAAAGUAACAGUUGCCUCGCAGGGCCGACUGCGCAUUAUAUCUAAGCUUAUGCAGUCCGUUGUCCUGAGGACAAAAUUCUUGAUCUCCCAUGCCCGUAGUUGGCUCUCUUCAAUGCCUUGACUUAACGAAGAUCCAAAGAUGAUAGGGAUUGAUGACGUUGAUGCGCCUCGAAAUG